GUCUACUACCAUUACUACUACUUUAUUUUCUGCUCAAGUGCAUACGUACCAUGGGAUUCAAAGUCGUCAUCGCCGGUGCGUCCGGCACAGUCGGGAAAGCGCUCGUAGCCUACGCACUGGCGCACACCUCGCACACCCUUCUCUGUCUGGACAAGACGCUCCCGCCCUCUUCUCCAGAGCUGUACGGCAUCCACACGCACAGGAUCGAGCACCGGGCUGUCGACCUCUCGGACUACAGGGCAUACCGUGCUGCGCUAGAGGGGGCGGAUGCGCUUGUGCAUCUGGCGGGUAUUCCUAGCCUCAUUAGGGAUAAGUGGACGGAUGGGGAGAGCGCGGCCUUGGUGCAUAAUACGAAUGUUGUGCUGAGCUUUAACGCUCUCCAGGCUGCGGCCGAGGCGGGGAUAAAGCGGGUCGUCAUGGCUGGUAGUAUCAACGCUAUUGGAGGAGUGUACUCUCCCCAUGACCCGAUCUACGACUUCUUCCCUGUGGACGAAACGCACGCUAUCAAAGCCGCCGACGCGUACUCGCUCAGCAAAGCCAUUAUCGAGCUUCAAGCUGACAGCAUCGCCCGCGGUUAUCCGGAGAUGACGAUCACCACCCUGCGGCUGCAUCAUGUUACGCACGAGAAGAUUAUCCCCCCCGAGUGGGUUGCGCGUGCAGGGCGGGACCUGUGGGGCUGGGUAAACGACGAGAGUGCUGCUAGGGCGUUUCUGCUUGCUCUGGAGAGAGAAGGAGGGGGAGCUGAGAUCAUCAACGUUAUUGGGGAUGAUCAUCGGGCGGAGGGACAUGAUGCGGAGGUGUUGGCGAAGACGUAUCAUCCGAAGACGGAGAUAAGGAGGACGGUCAAGGGGGAUAACUCGUUCUACACUAGUGAGAAAGCGGAGCAGCUGUUGGGAUGGAGACAUUCUGGUGGGAGGAUGCCGAAGAAGGACUGAAAGAGGUGGAAGGUCGAGGUGAUGACAGACAGACAAGUCAAAUGCAAUUAAUGUAAUGAUACAAUGCUCAGAACAGGUAGAGAAAGAUAUGU
Molecule: messenger RNA, 1027 nt
Organism: Dacryopinax primogenitus
Lineage: Eukaryota; Fungi; Basidiomycota; Dacrymycetes; Dacrymycetales; Dacrymycetaceae
Product: NADP-binding protein
Exons: 2
Coding region: 51-935 (294 amino acids)
Source: RefSeq, a predicted model, not a curated record